Molecule: messenger RNA, 2436 nt
Organism: Sporisorium graminicola
Lineage: Eukaryota; Fungi; Basidiomycota; Ustilaginomycetes; Ustilaginales; Ustilaginaceae
Exons: 1
Coding region: 1-2436 (811 amino acids)
Source: RefSeq, a predicted model, not a curated record
AUGCAAGCUGCUGCUUCCUCGCGCUCCGGCCCUUCCAUCGACGGCCCCGCCGAGAUCGUUAGAGCGACAAAAGCCACCACGGCCCAAGCUUCACCCAUCACGCACUACCGUUCUCGCUCUCGAUCCUCCAACUCGGCUUUUUCCACUGAAGGCUCUCCACUGCUCGCUGCUGCUGCUAUUGCUAGCGGCUCGGCUCGCGUCAUGCCUUCACCUAUCCCGCCACCGUGCGCUGCUCUGCCGCCCACCCCUGGUGUGGCAGCAGGUGCCGGCUCUCCCGUCCUUGGCGGGAGCGCAAUCCUGUAUCGCGGCAACCGCAGCAACCGGAACAGCGUUCUGAGCAGGAGCAGCCUCCGUAACAAGAACUUCAGGCAUCUCAACGUGGGGCUUACCCACGAAGAGAACGCCGAGCUGGUGCAAAAAAUCCUUGCUGAUCUCAGGCCCGCCUCUCACGUUUCUACCACCACCGUCACCACCGGCCACUCCAGCUCACGCUCCCUUUCACCCGCAACCAAAACCGCCUCCGCAGCACACGAGCGUCUCGCCGCUGCUAACAAAAUGUGCACCCGAUCUGACGAUGACAAGCGUCUCAGCGCAUCGUCGCAGAGCACCGAUGCAUCCCAACUCGAUAGCGGCGUCGUCUCCUCCUCCAACAAGCUUUCUGCAUCCACCACUCCGCAGUUGAGCCAGAGUCGUACGCCCACCCCCACGACCCCCGUGGAGACUGAAACGGCGGCGGUCAAGACGGACCAGCCCGAUGCGGAGGCGGACAAGGCACUGAUGACUCCGACGGCUGCGCUCGAGAGCCUGCGUGUGCUGGAGAACGCUUUCCAGCGAUCUUCGAUCCAUUUGCCCAAUGAAGACGGAUCCACUACGCAGGACUCGAAGCUGUCGUCGCCCACUACCGCCGUGGCCGUCUCGCCCACCAGGUCGACAAUGAGCGACAACGAGGUCGCGACGCCGCGAUCCAAGCGCAGCAGCUCGUACCGCAAAUCCGUGCCAGCUCUCAGCCAACUCCACGAGGGCGUCGAUGCCCUCGGCAUUUCCACCGGAAGUCAAAAGGAUGCCCCGCACUCGCCCACCUCGGACCACUCGAGCAGCGUCACGGCCGAAACUCCGAGCUGGAUCUCGUCGCUUUCAGCGCUCGAGGCGAUCCGCGUGCUCGCGUUCCAGCAGGAUGUCGCCCAAGCUCUCGCUCACCCGGAGGGCAACGCGGCCAAGAGCACUGCCGCUGCUGCUGCGGAAGCGGCCGUGUCGGCGGACGAAGUCAGUGCGCUUCGCUAUGCGUUGAAGUUCGCCAUCGCCAGGGCGGACCGCUUGGCCGAGGCGCUCCACCGGGUGAACGAGGACAAGGCCAAGGUCGAGUGUGAGUUGGAGGUCUUGAGGCGCAAUGUGCUUUCGAUGCUGGGGUCGAAGGAUAUGUUCGGUAGCGGUGCAGCUGAGGCGCCGGUGCGUCGAGCAGGCAGACGUCGUGCGGUGGAGGAUGAAUUGGUGGUCGAGGAGGAGGAUGCGAUGGAGCAGUUUGAGGAUGCUCAAUCUGCACAGAGUCAUGUUGCGCCUGCUGAGGAGCAAGCGACGCGUCGCAAGCCGCAGCAGCAGCAGCAGCAGCAGCAGAGUGACGCCCAGCCUCGCAGCAAUGCUUCUGCAAAGACACGUCCCACACGAGCGGCUCAUGCGGCUCCCGCAACCCAAACCGCCCCUGCCAAGCCAGCCGCCCCGGCCGCCUCGGCACCAAGCAAAGGAGUGAGCAUCGCCUCGCUCCGUGCCAAGAACGCCUCGACUUCGGCUGCAACUGCGGCAUCUCAGCGUUACGCCCCCUCGCGCAAAGAUCGCGACGCCGCCACCAUUUCCUCCUCGUCAUCCGACGAAGACGAAGAGGACGAAGAGGCGGAAGAAGACUUCGACCUGUUUCCCUUCAACAAGCCCACGCGACGCAUCGCGCCUGAAGUGUCCAUGACCGACUUCCUCAAUGCCAGCCGCAUGAGCAAGAUCGAGAUCGAACAGCACGAUGCGCGCCGCGAACUCGAACGCUCCUUGGCCGACGACGCAGACGGCUCCUCGACCAACUCGCGCGCUCCGCUCACCGGCGGCGGUGCGGCUGGAUUUGUCAACCGGAGGGGCCUCUUCAAGAGUCUGACAAAGAUGGUCGAUCAGCGCGUAGGCGGCCGGCGCAGCAGUGCGUUUUUGGCCCCGCCCGUGCCGGACAAAACGAGGCUGAACAGGUCCCCGAGCGCGUCGUUGGUGCAACAGCAGCAGCAGCUGGCGGAACCGCUCUCGUUUGACGGCGAUAGCAUCAUCCCGCAGUACCCCGGUUCUGUGGGCAGGAAGCCGACGGCCGUACCGAAACGCGUGCAGAGCCACUCGAGCUCCUCGCUGAACACAUCGCUCCGCGAGAGCCUCGAGAAACACAGCCUGCGAGACGCCGGCAUCCGCACCUGA